This is a messenger RNA of Brassica oleracea var. oleracea, 1557 nucleotides long. RefSeq names its product B3 domain-containing transcription factor NGA3-like. The record is from RefSeq and is a predicted model, not a curated record. Lineage: Eukaryota; Viridiplantae; Streptophyta; Magnoliopsida; Brassicales; Brassicaceae. The transcript is spliced from 2 exons. Gene Ontology annotation, molecular function: DNA binding; DNA-binding transcription factor activity. Bases 319 to 1380 code for a protein of 353 amino acids.
UUCAAGUUCAGCAUCUCUCUCUCUCUCUUAUAUUAUAAGAUCUCGAGUUGACCUAUCAGCAGCAAUGACUAUGAACAACAACAUCAACAAUUCAUCAGUUCAACUAGAACAACAAGAGAGAUGUUUAUCCUUCAUGAAGAUUCACUAAGACCCAUCUCAAGACAAAGGAAGAAAGAGUAAUCUUGAUGAAGAAACACUAAUUAAGACCCAACUCAAAAAUUUCAAGACAAGAGUAGCAAGAGUUUGGCAAGAACAACAACAAAGAAGGUUCAAUUUUGAUUCAAGAAACCAUCUUAUAAAUCAAGGUUUCUCCAUCUCAUGGAUCUAUCCUUAGCUCCGGCAACAAACUCCGACCAAGAACAAGACAGAGACAAAGAAUUAAACUCCAACAUCGGAGCAAGCAGUACCUCCGGAACCGGAAACGACAGCAACUUCCCGAUGAUGAUGACGAUACCGCAGCCGGAGAAAGAACACAUGUUCGACAAAGUGGUAACACCAAGCGACGUCGGAAAACUCAACCGACUAGUAAUACCUAAACAACACGCGGAGAGGUAUUUUCCACUAGACUCAUCAAACAGCCAAAACGGCACGCUGUUGAAUUUCCAAGACAGAAACGGCAAGAUGUGGAGAUUCCGUUACUCGUACUGGAACUCUAGCCAGAGCUACGUGAUAACCAAAGGAUGGAGCCGUUUCGUCAAAGAGAAAAAGCUCGACGCUGGAGACAUCGUCUCUUUCCAGCGAGGGAUCGGAGAUGAGUCCAAAAGAUUGAAACUAUACAUCGAUUGGAGGCAUAGACCCAACAUGAUGACCGUCAUUCAAACACAUAAUCAGUUUGGUAACUUCGGUUUUAACUUCAAUCUUCCGACCACUUCUCAAUGUUUCAACAGAUUCCAUCCAUUGCCGGAAUAUAAUACCGUUCCCAUUCACCGGAGCUUGAACCACCAACGUUCUUAUUAUAAUAACAAUCAUGGUCAAGAGUUUGUAGGGUAUGGUUAUGGGAAUUUAGCUGGAAGGUGUUACUACACGGGCGGCUCACCGUUUGACCAAAGAAGCAUUGUUGGAUCAGAGCCGUUGGUUAUUGAGUCAGUACCUGUAGUUCCCGGGAGAUUAACUCCGGUGAUAUUGCAUCCGCUUCCUCCUCCUUCUAUGGAGGGUAAGAGACUAAGGCUCUUUGGGGUGAAUAUGGAAUGUGGUAAUAAUGACAAUAAUCAACAAGAAGAGUCUUGGGUGUUGCCACGUGGCGAAAUGGGUGCUUCUUCUUCUUCAGCUCUGCGACUCAAUUUAUCUAGUGAUCAUGAUGAUGAGGAUGAUGAUGGUGAUGGUGAUGGUGAUGGUGAUGAUCAGUUUGCUAAAAAAGGGAAGUCUUCUCGCUUUCUCUAGACUUUAAUCCAUGAAGAGUCUCAUCAUCCUCUUCUUUUUAAUAUCUCUUUAUUUUAUUUCAUUAGUUGAUCUUCCAAAAGGAAUUAGAUCCCAGCUAGUGAAUGGGAAGAAAAUACGAUCUUCAUUGUUUGUUUGUUUUUUGGUUAUGAGUUUUGUUUUCUACAUGUUUCUUGAUGU